UAUUAGAACGCAAGAUGGAGUACACAGAUCUAUCUCAGUGUUUUACAGAUAUAUUUGGUCCUGCUGCUCAGUAUGACUGCUUCCAGGCCUUCCAGGAAGACCUGUGCAGGUUCCAGGAGGUUUCAGGAAGCAUCCUGAGGGUGAAGAACUCCUCUUCUGUAGCUAAAGAUAACAAGAGAAGGAAAACUGCAGUGCCAGACCGUAUGCAAUAUAGCAGUAUUACUUACUGUUGUAUUCACUUUGGCCAGCCUAAGAUCAGGUCUAAGGGUCUCAGACCUAAGCAGAGGUACCUGCCUUGUGGUUGUCAGUUCUUCAUCACAGCUUCGUACAGCUACAAGUUGGAUACUUUGUUGAUCACCAAAAAGAACCUCAUCCAUAACCACAACCUAGAUAUGGACAUGGCCAAACUCCGAGCUAAGAACCGCCACCGCGAUGUUAAUCAGCUGAAAGAAGUCAAUGAUGUCUUUCAAAUCAAUCCAAGUGGCAUGAAUGUCAGCUCAAUGGGGUGCACAGUCAAGAGCGAGAGGACUACCCCAUCUUCGAUGAACGUCACAGGUUUGGUCGGACCUUAUCUUUUGAAGAAGGAAACUCAUUGUAUAACAGUGUUGGACCAACUGCUGAGAGAUGACACUUAUACAGACGUGACCCUCACAGCUGAGGGUCAGAGUCUAAAGGCACACAGGGUUGUCUUGUGCUUGGCCAGCCCAUAUUUCUGCCAGGUUCUGAGCCGAGAAUUGAACAUGCAUUGUGUAGUCCUUUUGGGAAACGUGAAGUUUUCCGAGCUGCGCAACAUUAUUCGCUUCAUUUAUACAGGUGAAGCGACCGUAGAUGCAGGUGAACUUGAGUCGUUCAUGCGAAUUGCUCAAAUGCUGGAGAUUUCAUCUCUAUGCGAUGCUUUGAAGUGCAUCUCUGACAUUGGUAUUGAGGACAGAAGAUAGUUUCAGCUCAGAGUACAGCAUCAGUGGUGCCGAGUGCCUGGCGCCAGCCAAGAGACCAAGAAGUAAAGCUUCUCCUGUUCCAUGUAAAAUGCAGAAAGUUUCAGGUAAAGAAGAAUCGUCAAGAUGUUCAUCAGUCUUGCCAGUCGUCUCCGGCAACCUGCUCUCAGUUAAAAAUGAACAAUCUGGCUUUGUAACUGCUACCACAUUUCGGUCCAAAUCUGGAAGUGUGGUAAAGGAGGAAACGCUGUUAAAUAAUGAACAUGGAAAUGAAGGACCAGGUGGGAUUGAAAAAUUAACUAAAGAAUCUUCAGGAUCAGCAGAGGAGCUCGCAGCAAUCGUCAGAGAUCGAAAGAUGUCGUCCGAUGUGUCUGGUGGUAACGAGGAUCCUUUUCCCACUGCUGUUGAAUCACAGAUGGAGGAAACUAUAGAAGACAAUGUAGUGAAUAGUGACCCUGAUACGUUAGCUGUCCCUGGAAGAUGUCCCCAUUGUCCUGACUUACCACAGAGGUACGAGAGUGGGGCUAUGAUAAGUCAUCUAGCAACACACCCAUACAAGCCAGCUUACCCCUGCGACUACUGUUGGUGUGUGUUUGUCAAGAGUUCAAACUUCAAGGCUCAUGUCAAGAACUGCCAACCAUCACUGUGAUAGGCCUUUGCCCUAAGUAUUAAAGGCGGUUUUUAAGGAGAUAUAACGUUAAGUACAAUAAACCCCCAAUUUAGUAACCCUUGAUUUAACAGACUUAAGAUAGACGGGACAAAACCUGCUGGGUCAGGUGAUUCUGAAACAAAGAACCAAGUUUGUUGGUUACAUAACUAUUGUUAUUACAGUCAGUGCAAAAUAAUCUCAUGUCAAUUAGGGCUGUGCCAAAGUAUCAAUAUCUGUAUCAGCUCAUGUCUGAUGGUAUCAUUAUUGGCAAAAAUUUUGGUAUGGCCCCAUUACGCAGCUUUGUCCAACACAAUUAACAUUACCGACCACCUGUUUACCAUGUACCAUUCCGUUAAGUCGGCUGUUUACUGUGAUUUUUGUUCAGUUU
Molecule: messenger RNA, 1972 nt
Organism: Cherax quadricarinatus
Lineage: Eukaryota; Metazoa; Arthropoda; Malacostraca; Decapoda; Parastacidae
Product: protein bric-a-brac 2
Biological process (GO): regulation of transcription by RNA polymerase II
Cellular component (GO): nucleus
Molecular function (GO): protein binding
Source: RefSeq, a predicted model, not a curated record